Molecule: messenger RNA, 3969 nt
Organism: Didymodactylos carnosus
Lineage: Eukaryota; Metazoa; Rotifera; Eurotatoria; Philodinida; Philodinidae
Source: the annotation of a GenBank genome assembly
AUGUCUACUAUCGCUCCCGUUCUUUGGAAAGUAAAUGAUGUGUCAUUAUGGUUAAGUGCGUUUAUUGACGACGAAAAUAUUGUUAAACGUUUCGAAGAAGCAAUAACAAUUGAUUCCGUCCAAAAACAGUAUACCAGAUUCUUGCUAGAAAUACGUGAACAACACAUUUUACCACAGAAUGUUAUCCAUUCGAUAACACACAAUGUUAUCUCAUUACUGGACAUUGUGCAGCAAUUAAUUGAAGAAACAUCAGCAAUAGCGCACCCUACAUGUACUUCACAGUAUCCGUCUACAAUUGGCUUAGAGAUUGUUCGUAAUACAAUAACUGAUGUAACAGAAUUAAUUAAAAGAACAACAAAAACAGAAUAUCAUUUUGUGCAGCUAUGUGAAAAAUAUUUCAAUUAUUGUGCACCGCGUGAAAUUAUAUUAUCAACAACCGACACCAAGAAACAAUCAUAUUAUUAUGUUCCAAUUAAAGAAUCAUUACAAAAUAUUCUUAGUAAAGAAGGAAUGAUACCACUUCUUCGUGAUAAUAUUGAACAACAGCAACAGCAAAUAACAAGAGACGCAGAUUUAUUAUAUUCGUUUCGACAAGGUACAAAUGGUACAAAUAUUGAUCAAAAUUCUUUUUUAGUACAAUUAUAUACCGAUGGUGUAGGGUUGACCAAUCCCAUCGGCCCCAAGAAGGAUCAACACAAGAUAACACUGGUGUAUUUCGUACUGGAAGAUAUUCCAGACAUUUUUAAAUCAAUGUUACAAUGUAUCAGUCUGGUAGCUAUUUGUUACACAAAAUAUUUAAAUGAUGAUGAUACAAUGAAACAAUUUUAUGCACCAAUUGUUAAAGACAUGAAUGACUUGCAAACAAAUGGUUUAACAGUACCAACAGUUAGUGGUAAUUUAAAAUUUACAUUUACAGUACUAUGUGCUGACAAUCUGGCUUCCAAUGAUAUUGGAGGGUUUCAGCAAUCAUUUUCAAGUGGAAAAUUCUGUCGACGAUGCCAUAUCUCGUAUGAUGAACGUACAAUUUUACGAACAGAAUUAACACUUAUUCCACGUGAUGAAACAACACAUAACCAACAUUUACAACAAAUUAUGAAUGAUCCAAAUCAUCAACCAAUUAAUGGUGUUGUGCAUCGAAGUCCAUUAGAAGAUUUAGAUGGCUUUCAUGCAACAAAAUCGUUGCCUCCCGAUGUGAUGCACGACUAUUUUGAAGGUACUAAUCCUUACAUCAAGUAUUGGUAUUUUGUAAAGUUUUAUUUACUUUUAGGGGCUUGCACAAUAAUUAUUUUGGCAAUGCUCAAAGAAGCAUCGUCAUCAAACCCAAGGCUAUUGACAUAUGGUCAAGUACAAGAUAGAAUGGAAAAUUUUGUUUAUGGCUCAAUGGAUGCUGCCGAUAAACCACCACCAAUACAGGUGAAACAUUUACAAAACGGUAGAAUUGUGGGUAGUGCUAUACAAAAGUUUACAUUAUUUCGCUUAUUUCCAAUUAUGUUUUGUGAUAUAACACUACGACUGAAAACGUUUCAAAUUUAUCUUAAACUAUGUGAAAUGUUGGAAAUAGUACUGGCACUACCGGCACGAAAAUCAUGGCUACCUUAUUUGGAAACACUUAGUAUUGAGUUUCAAUGUUUAAUGGCUACUUUAUUACCCGAUAAAAUGGUACCAAAAAUACAUUUUGUAACUGAAUAUGGUACAGUCAUUGAUCAAUGUGGUCCUGCCGUCAGAUACUGGUGUAUGAGGUAUGAGGGGAAGCAUGCCUAUUUUAAAAAAAUAGCAUUACAUGCCAAUAACUUUAAGAACAUGCCGAAAACAUUAGCACAACGCCACCAGUUACGACAUUGUUUAUUAUUAUCACAAUGUCAGUUCUUAAAAUCAUAUAACCAUGUUAGUGGUGUUAAAAAAAUUGAAAUCCAUCAAUUGAGUCAAGCAGUGAAAACAUUAUUAGGUGAAAAAUAUGGACUGCAAUUACAAUUAUCAGUAGAACAAAUGCAACAAUGUUCAAAAUUAAACUAUAAUCAUCUAUUAUAUCAACAAGCAACAAUAUAUGUGCAUAAUUUAUUACAUGUAGAAGAAACACCGGUAUUUUUUCAAAUCGUACAUAUAUUGAAAAUAAAUCAACAAUGGACAUUGGUGGUGGAUCAAUUAAUAACAAUUGGUUAUGAUGAAAAUUUAUGUUGUUAUGAAUUAAAAUCAGAUAAUUUAUUUACAACAGUAUUACCACAAGAAUUAAAAUAUUAUCAUAAAGGACUAGAUCUUUAUGAAAUUAGUGGUCAAGAAGAUGUUGAUGGCGCAACGUUAUUAUUAAUGAAUACAUUUGAAACAGUUAGUCGUUUAAUACAAAAAUAUAAAUUACAAUUGUUAUUUUUAAAUGAAUACAAGAAGUUAUUUCCUGAUAGUACUGAUGAAGAAAAGGCUAAACAAAAUGUUGUUAUUGAUCAAAAAUCAUCUAUUGUUGAUUUAACAUCUAUUACAUCAUCAUUAUCGCCUACAGCGUCAUCAUCUCCAACUUUAUUAUCUUCAGCAUCACCAUCUCCAAUUUUAUCAUCAGAAAAAUUUGAACAACAGCAAAGAACUGUUAGUCAAUCUGCAAAAGACAUCGAAAGUAAACAAUGCAAAAUACUAGGUGAAAUAUAUGUAGUACCAGAUUUACCAAGAUCAUUACAACAAGCUAUCAUUGAUCAACAAACAUCAAAAUUUUCAAACAUUGUAGUUUUCGCCAAGUAUCCAAGUAGUAAACAAUACGAUUGCAUAGCACGUGGUAUUAUAAAUUGUUUACGAAUUCAAGUGAACGAUAAAGAAAUGAAUUCGUGGAGAGAAACAAUGAAAGCUAGAUUUAAACGUGAAAGAAAACAAGUAGCAGACAUCAAUGAAGAAGUUAAAAUGCAUAAAGAAAAAUAUUCAAGAUUAGCUUCUGAUCGUCCUAUUGUGUUGCAAAUUAAUCAAGAUGAAAACGAUGAAGAGUUAGAAGAGGUUACAUCAAAAAUGAAACAAGAAAUUGAAAAAGAACGACCUGAUUUACAAAUGGUAUUAGCAUUAUGGCGUAAAUCGUUACGAUAUCGUCGUGAUUUCAUUCGCGUUAACAAAAUAUCGGAUGUUUUAACAAAAUUUCCUGGAUACAGAAUACCAGUACAUACACCAGUUAACAUUUCAAUUCCAGCUAUAGCUGGAAUAAAAUUAGCAUCAUUAUUUGAUAAAUUAGUUUGUACAAGUUUCGUUUUUGAUGCAACACCAAUUCGUUUAGUCAAAGUUUUAUGUCAGUUACUUGAAGAAUCAUGGAAAAAUGAACCAUCUAGUCCUCAACCAACAAUACGAAUACAUGAAGAUAAAAUACAAUUGUUUGUUGAUUGGACUAUUAUUGUUGAACCUGAAACAAUAGAAGAUGCGGUGUAUCUAUGGAUAGCAUUAUAUAAUUUAUUUGAACUGAAAUUUGUAUCUCAUAGUCGUGUAGCAAGAUUGUUGAAAUUACUUAAAGAACACCAUUACGAUUUGGAAAAUGAACACCAGUCAAAUAUUACAACAUCAACAGCAAUAUCAUUAGUAACAAAAAAUAAUUCAACAGAAUCAUCAGAACAACAAUAUACAGAAAAUAAAUUAAAUAAUUUAACCAAAAAAACGCAAGCUGAUGGAAAAGAACGAUCAGAAUCAUCUGAUAAAGAAGAUGAAUAUGAUGAGAGUGAAAAUUAUAGAACAAAAAGAAAACGAAGUAUAUCAUUAUCUUCUGAACCAACAAAAGAUGACGCUUCUUCGUUACCACCGUCAAAGAAAAUACUUGCUAAACCUGCAUCAAUAUUAUCAAACACAAUACCAAAAAAACAUGCACCCAAAAAGCUCUCGUCGAAAAGAAAAAUCUUUAGCCCAUUCUUGGACGAAGAAGAUGAUGAGAACAAUGAUCAUACAACAACAACGAUGAUGCCAAGAACACAACCAGUACCAAAUUUAACAAUUACUGUUCGAAAAAGGAAAAAAUAA